Messenger RNA from Saimiri boliviensis boliviensis (Bolivian squirrel monkey), 3549 nucleotides. It is a transcript of the gene CD101, whose product is annotated as CD101 molecule. Gene Ontology annotation, cellular component: membrane. NCBI's taxonomy places the organism in Eukaryota, Metazoa, Chordata, Mammalia, Primates, Cebidae. The record is from RefSeq and is a predicted model, not a curated record.
AGCAUUUGUCACUCAACCUCUGAAGGUUAGUGGCACUGCUGGGACAGGAAAGGACUGUGCUGGCCCGAAUGGCAGGCAUCUCAUAUGUGACAUCUUUCUUUCUCUUUCUGACUGAGCUCAGCCUUGGCCAGAGAGAAGUAACAGUUCAGAAAGGACCACUGUUUAGAGCUGAAGGUUACCCAGUCAGCAUUGGCUGCAAUGUGACUGGCCACCAGGGACCUUAUGAGCAGCAUUUCCAGUGGUCUGUUUACCUGCCGACAAACCCGACCCAGGAAGUCCAGAUCAUUAGCACCAAGGAUACUGGCUUCUCUUACGCACUAUAUACGCAGCGCGUGCGAAGUGGCGACAUCUACGUGGAGAGGGUCCAGGGCAACUCAGUCUUGUUGCACAUCUCAAAGCUCCAGAUGAAGGAUGCUGGCGAGUAUGAGUGUCACACACCGAACACUGAUGAGAAAUACUACGGGAGUUACAGUGCAAAGACUAAUCUAAUUGUUAUUCCAGAUACCCUCUCUGCCACCAUGAGUUCUCAGACUCUCAGUAAAGAAGAAGGUGAGCCAUUAACCCUUACAUGUGAGGCAUCCAAAGCCACAACCCAACAUACACACCUCUCUGUCACCUGGUACCUGAUGCAGGAUGGAGGAGGAAGCCAAGCCACGGAGAUUAUUUCUCUCUCCAGAGAUUUUAUAUUGGUCCCUGGACCCUUGUAUACAGAGAGGUUUGCAGCCAGUGACGUACGGCUCAACAAGCUGGGGUCCUCUAUGUUCAGAAUGUCCAUAGAGAGGCUCCGGCCCUCGGAUCAGGGCCAGCUGUUCUGUGAGGCAACAGAAUGGAUUCAGGAUCCAGAUGAAACCUGGAUGUCGAUCACAAAAAAGCAGACAGAUCAAACCACUCUGACGAUCCAGCCAGCAGUGAAAGAUUUUCAAGUCAACAUUACAGCUGACAGCUUGUUUGCUGAAGGGAAACCCUUAGAACUGGUUUGCCUGGUUGUAGGCAGUGGCCGUGACCCACAGCUUCAAGGCAUGUGGUUCUUCAAUGGGACUGAAAUUGCUCACAUUGAUGCUGGUGGAGUCCUGGGCCUGAAGAAUGACUAUAAAGGAAGAGCAAGUCAAGGACAGCUCCAGGUUUCAAAGUUAGGCCCCAAGGCUUUCUCUCUCAAGAUCUUCUCUCUGGGCCCAGAGGAUGAAGGCACCUACAGAUGUGCGGUAGCAGAGGUCAUGAGAACACGCACAGGUUCCUGGCAGGUGCUUCAGAGAAAGCAGUCACCAGACAGCCACGUGCACCUGAAGAAGCCAGCAGCAAGAAGCGUGGUCACGUCUACCAAGAACAAGCAGCAAGUUGUAUGGGAAGGAGAGUCGCUCACCCUUCUCUGCAAGGCCAGUGGAGCUGAAAGUUCCCUGUCUGUGAGCUGGUGGCACAUCCCACAGGACCAGACACAGCCCGAGUUCGUGGCUGGCAUGGGGCAGGAUGGCAUCGUGCAGCUGGGCGCCUCCUAUGGGGGACCCAGUUACCAUGGCAACACAAGGCUGGAGAAAGUAGACUGGGCCACCUUCCAGCUGGAGAUCACCUUCCCUGCCAUCACAGACAGUGGCACUUAUGAAUGUAGAGUAUCUGAAAAGUCUCGGAACCAGGCCAGAGAUCGGAGCUGGGCUCAGAAGAUUUCAGUUACUGUCAAGUCUCUGGAGUCAAGUUUACAAGUUAGUCUGGUGAGCCGUCAGCCGCAAGUGAUGUUAACCAACACCUUCGACCUGACCUGCGUAGUGAGGGCCGGUUACGCUGACCUCAAGGUGCCACUCACUGUGACGUGGCAGUUCCGGCCAGCUAGCUCUCACAACUUCCACUGGCUUAUUCGAAUCACCCACAAUGGCACUAUUGAAUGGGGGGAUUUCCCAUCCCGGUUCCAUAAGAAGACGAAAGUUUCACAGUCUUUAUUUCGUUCACAACUCCUAAUCCGUGAUGCCACUGAGGAAGAGACAGGAGUGUAUCAGUGUAAAGUGGAAGUUUAUGACAGAAAUUCCCUACACAGCAGCCGCCCCCCAAGGGCUUCUGCCAUCUCUAACCCACUGAGGAUAGCCGUCACUUUACCAGAGAGCAAGCUAAAAGUGAAUUCAAGGAGUCAAGUCCAAGAGCUCGCCAUCAACUCCAAUACCGAUAUAGAAUGUAGCAUCUUGUCCCGGUCCAGCGGAAACCUUCAGUUAGCCAUCAUUUGGUAUUUUUCUCCUAUUUCCACUAAUGCCUCCUGGCUAAAGAUCCUGGAGAUGGACCAAACCAAUGUUAUAAAGACGGGGGAUGCAUUUCACACCCCACGAAGAAAACAAAAAUUUCAUACUGAGAAGGUUUCCCAAGACUUAUUUCAGCUGCACAUUCUGAAUGUGGAAGAUAGUGAUCAGGGCAGAUACCACUGUGCUGUGGAGGAGUGGCUCCUGUCUACAAAUGGCACUUGGCACAAGCUGGGGGAAAAGAAGUCAGGACUAACAGAAUUGAAACUCAAGCCCACAGGAAGUAAGGUACGUGUCUCCAAAGUGCACUGGACCAAAAAUGUGACCGAGCACGGCGCGGCGGCCAUCCACUGCAGCCUGGAGAGCACGGGCAGCUUGGCUGCUCUGUACUCUGUGAUGUGGUACUGGAACAGAGAGAACGCUGGAAGUAAAAUGCUGGUGCACUUGCAGCAUGAUGGCUUGCUGGAGUAUGGGGAAGAGGGGCUCAGGAGGCAUCUGCACUGCUACCGUUCCUCCCCUACAGACUUUGUCCUGGAGCUUCAGCAGGUGGCGAUGGAGGAUGCAGGAACGUACUGGUGUAGGGUGGCAGAGUGGCAGCUCCAUGGACACCCAAGCAAGUGGGUUAACCAAGCAUCUGAUGAGUCACAGCAGACGGUGCUCAUGGUGCUGCCUUCAGAGCCCACGCUUCCUUCCAGGAUCUGCUCCUCAGCCCCUUUACUCUAUUUCCUGUUCAUCUGCCCCUUGGUCCUGCUCCUGCUUCUGCUCAUCUCCCUCCUCUGCUUAUACUGGAAGGCCAGGCAGUUGUCAACGCUGCGUUCCAACACACGGAAAGAAAAGGCUCUCUGGGUGGACUUGAAGGAGGCUGGAGGUGUGACCACAAACAGGAGGGAAGACGAGGAAGAAGAUGAAGGCAACUGAAUCCCGAGAGGCACCUGCAGCCGGGAAGGAAAGCCUGUUUUGCAGCUUCCUGCCCUGCUGCCUGUUUCUUCCCAAGUCCCACGUGGAAUGCGGUGACCUCGUCAGCUGGAACCAGCUCCUGACAGACCCCCGGCAACUUCUAGAUGAACUCGAGUGAACUUUCCUCAUUACCAGGUUGAAGUAACUACCCCGGGAGGAACUAUAGCUUCAUGACCGGAACGUGUGAGCUGUGUGGUGGCAUGACAACUCUCUGCAGCUGCGCCACUCGGACCCCUCCCCUAUAUGCACUCUCUCCCCUGUCCAUCACCCCGUAAAACCCUCCUGUCACUUUCUUUCAGAGACACCACUUUGGAGAAUAUUCUCAGUGCUCUCCUUGCUUGUGACAAGUAAAAAAACUUCUAUUGAUCAAAACCCA